AUGUUCAAGGAGUACCGUAUGACCGAGCAUCAGCCGACUCCUGAACCUCAUGAACUUCACGACGGCGAGGUUUCUUUUUUUCGAAUUCUAUUCCCUAGAAUAUGCUGUUAGAGAAGAAAAAUCUGAGAUCUGUUGAGCUGACUCGCAUUCAUAAGUACUUGUUUUUCUCAAAACUCAAUUUUUUGAAAUAAAAAGCUAUUAAAAAACUUGAAAAUGCCUUCUAGUUUGAAUUUUGCUGAAAUUGGCUUUUUUUCUAUUGAUUAAUGUGCUUAAACUUAGAUGAAGCCAAAAAAAGAUCCAGUAGUUAGUUAAAAAUUCAGCAAAUUGUACGUUCCCUCCAUUCAAUUUCAAGGUUAAAGUGCAUAACUUUUGAAGGUUCGAAAAAUUCUCUUGCUGCCCAACAACAGCUCCGACAAAGUGCACGAAACAGUGAGUGAGCAGCUCUGCAGCCUGAACGACUUCAUUCAGUCCAAAAUAAACGAGUACAGAGAGGUAAAAACGGCUCAGAAGACGUUUUGGUCAGUCAAAAUCUUCAGAUUGUACAGCAAAACUCGCCAGCCGUUUUUGUUGUCAACUAUGUACAGAAUCGAUUCAUUGCCAGCGAGUUUUGUUCUGAAAUCGCCAAGGUUUUCGGUGUCGUCAAGUGCAGAACCGUCGAUGAUCUGACUUCCAGUCUCAAGGAUCUCAAAGAAGACCAAGAACUGAGUGAGUGACGCAAGAAAUAUCGACUACAACAAGCCAAAAAAAGAAGGAAGAACAGACAAUAGACGACGUGUUCAGAGCAAUAACAAACACUACAAAAUUGGCGAUAAUUCGCGGUCCUGGAAAAAAAUUUUAAAAAAACUAUAUAUUUACAACUACCUGAAAAACGGAUAUAAAAUUUUCGAAAAAUAAAAAGUUCUUACCAGGGAAUGGUCUUUGGAUGCAGUGGGACUUCUCAAUGAGACCAGCUUUUCUAGAUGUAGUUUUUUACGCUGAUUGAGCUUUUUUUUUGGAGGGUAUGUACUACAUAUGUAGACACAGGCGAAUCGAGAAGAUACCAUAAUGUGUCUACAAAGGUACCUCUCAAAAUGGAUCGUGAAGGCCCCAUAAUGUGUCCGUCGUGAGACCUCCGGCAUACCUUUUAGCUAUAUCUGGCCAUCUCGGAGGAACUUGAGAGUCUCCCUCAAGUCUAUCUCGUUUUGCUCAGUCUUCACAGGUAUACUCGAGGUACCAUCGUAAGACUUCAGAGCUUGCGAUGUUCCUCAAAGGAUCUCGCGAUACCCUUUCUCGAUUCGCAUAUGGAUCUUGUCCCUCUGGUUACAGAAAAUCAAAUAUUUUUCAGGGAAGAAAAAUUUGGAGCGCAGAUAUGAUUUUUCAAAGCUCCUCCAAAUAUAAGAUGUGGUAUGAAAGUAAUAUGUUUCAUGUAAUCAGAAGACCGAGAUCUUUAAGCCUCCUAAAAAUGAGCUCAAACGGAGACACUGGAAUUUUCAACUUUUGAGGGUCCAUAACUUUUUGGAACAUUAGUCUUAUCCUUUUUGGAGAAAUAUGAUUCCGUUAUAACUUGACCAAUACAGUUGACAGUGAAAAAAAAAGAAUUAAAUUAACUGAUGGUUCUUUUUGGCUAGUUGAAAAUCUUAGCAGCGACUUGAAAACCAUAUUGAAUGGAGACUUCAAGUUUAGUUACCUUUUUUGGUCCAGAAAAAAAACUGCUUUACCGGCGAUCAUAGAAAUGCAAAUAAUUAAAAAAAAAAAGCAAACCCACCAAUAAAACUAAAAAAAAGUUUAGAACCGACAGUAGAAACUCUCGAAGAGACGAUUUCACAAUGGAACGACUUCCUGAAAGACAUCGACGACACACUCGACGCGACCGUCGGUCCGUGCAAUAACAGCGCCCGUCACGAAAAAGGUUUUUCCCGAUUGAAAUCAUUCGGUGACAAUAAAAAGUGAAUUAAAUCAGAUUCAUCGACUUUUUUAGUACACUCGAUGUUUGAAAAUAGUAACGCACUUCACCGAAUUCGGCUAGCAUUUACAGACUGUAGUGAAAAAUCAGCAGCUUUUGGUAAAAUUUCAAUUUCUAGAGAAAAUUUCCACGUUUAGUCACGCACAAAAAGUUAUUGACAAAAAAAAGGGGAGCAAAUUUCAGAAUGCGAUGUAGCUGAACUAGAUCUUCAGAGUAAAACUAUUUCAUAUUACGUACAAGGGAGUCCUUUCGACCUCGUUUUAAUCGUCGUAGUGAGGUUUAGAGCCACAAAUUCCAUGUAAACUCCUGUUUUUGAGGUCCUUCAACAAACCGGAAGUGAACGAGCACAUCCUUUGUCUGUACAAAAGCAUCGACGAGUUGCGAAGACAUGGCUGUGACGUUUUUCUCCUCACACGUGGGCCUCCGAUAGGCUCCAGAGGUUUGAAAAAAGGAUUGGAGUCGAAAUUGAAAGAAGUCUGAAGGAGGAGCCUACAUCAAGCUGAUCGGAGUGCCCUUUCGAAAACUUUACGACAACCAAGAAGCCGAAGUCGAGCUCAAGACUCACAGGAAGUCUGCUGUGAAGUUGUCGAGUUGGGAAGUUUUGUGCAAGGUGAGGAAAAACACAAACUGCUCUAUCAAUUAAUCCGCAGAUGGUGGAAAUGUCGGCGGUUCAAGACGUUAACACAGGCACGCAGCCGUCGGAUGAACCUUUAUCUUUUAUAUCGCAAAAGGUGAGUACAAAAUAAAUGUUGCGAUAGAGUGUGGUCCACGCGAGACGAUGACGUUUAAAAAACCCUUUCAAUGAACAUCCAAAAACGGAGUUCUCGAAGCGAAGCUUGGUCAAACUUGGCCAAGUAACGGAAGAACAAGAUCGGAGUUUUCCACAGAAAAAAAAAUAAACUACUUGCAGGGUGGAACUCUUCUUGUGAACAAGUCUGGAGAAGUCAUCUACAAACAUAUAGAGGAAGACGGAUCUCCUUCGUGGCCCAGUGUCGAGGAAAUCAUUCUCAAAGUCGAGUCAAGUCAGAAAGUGAGACCUAAAAAAAUACUUCAUAUUAAUAAAAUCACCUUACAGAAUAAAAAAGGUGUCUCUCCUUCGCCAACGCCUAAGCCAACAGGAAACCUCGCAAAGGUCGACUCCGAGAUCUCUGUCGGGAAAGAAGUUCUUCCCGAAAAAAGCAAGCCGUGCUGUACAAUAUUAUAAUAUGUCUGAAGAAUCUAUUCAAUUUAAUAAAAAAAUUUAAAACUCGUUUCGAUCAGAAAAAAAUCAACCCAUUUUUCUGAAAAAUGCGUUCAAAAAAAUGACAGUGUUUGAUUCAAAAAGUAAAAUUACGUAAGAAAUAAAAAGCCGACUAAGGUAAAUAUAUUUUUUUUUCGUUCGAGAACUGUUGUCAACUUCUAACGAAAAUAUCUUCCCUUGAAACGCAUAAAAGAGAUGUUUUGAGAGUCAAAAGUCCCUCUACAACGCCAAUUACAAUAAUACGAAUAAAGUUAAUGAAAGAUUUGGAACCCUAAAGCGGAUACUUGGAGAGGGGUCAACAGUUUUGUGAGGAAACCAUGCCCUAAUGCAAACUGGGGCGCACUUUUGUCCUAUUGUCAUCGGGGUCGUUCCGUCCGUCAUUUCAGCUUUUCAUAAUCUUGUUUUGACUUUUUUGUUAAUAGACUUAUGCCGCCUUUGAAGUAAUUCUGGAGCAAAAAAAUGAAAAUAAAAAAAAAUUUUUUUGAUUAAAAAAAUAACGUCUUAUCUUCGCUGCUCUUUUUAGAUUUUUUCUACGGAUUUUUUGACAAUGAAAAAAAGCACACAAGGGGGGUAGGUUUAUAAUUUUUUUGGCUCAGAAAGCUUUUUCGAAAGCUGCACUUAUGUUCUGUUUGUGGUAUUUCAUAUAUGGAACUUUCACUCAUUUUUCUUAUUGUUUCAGUUAUUUUUCAUUUAAAGGCCGCUGUUUCUUUGGAUGUUGCCCAGCUCCGAUAAUGAGAAUGGCUCAGCGCUCGGUUCGCGUAAAGACAGUAUUGUUUCUAUGGAUACAUCAGAGCUAGUGAGUUUAGAGCGUUCGUUGCCUUACCUACUGUUCAUUUUUUUAUUUUUCAGUCAAGUGGCAAAAACUUGAUGGGAUUAGACUCAUUGAUUCUUCGGGUUUUUGGUAUUAGUAAUAUUCCGGAUGGAGGGUCUGGCCGAGAGUCUUCGGUUGACACAGUUCUUCGAGUGAACAAUAUCGACUCCUCGGAUCCUGGUUUAAAUAUAUACUUAUUUAUUGAUUUUUAGUUCAGUCUUCAGAAGAAGUAAACCGGUCAAUAAUUUAUGAGAUUUUGUUUGAUUUUGUUUCGAAAACAGCAACUUCUACGAAUGAUCAAGGACAGUCUUUCAUGUCACACGGUAAGGCUUUUUAACAAGAAUUUCAUUCAUAUUUCGAUUUCAGAAGGUCUGGGCAAGCAACUCGGGUAUCCAGAAUUCGACAGCAUAACGGGUUCAAAAGGGCACAACGCUUUGCAGAUUUUGAUUGCAAUGGCUACUCGGCUCAAUCACGAGACGAGAAAAGUUUUGAAAACUGAGAGAAUAACAGAAUAACUGUUUUUUCAAAGGAAUCUAAAGAGGAAGAAGUUUUGCUCAACGUCGUUAGAAACGCCAUAUUCAGCAAUAUCAUUUCUCUUCUACGCGGCCACUACGCCCCAUUGUAAGGAGCAAUUUCAUAGCUUUUCUUAACCAAUUUAUAUCUUAAGCGUAAGCGGUCACGAAGCGCGACUCUCGUUGACAUGUCGCAUAUAUGAAGAUUUGAUAGCCGAGUGGUUUCUUGUAGGUGUCGUCGAGCACGCUAUCAACGCGGAUUCGAGCGACCCCGACGCUUUGAAAGAGGUGUCUCUCCUGAAAUGUCUCAAGAACUUUCUAUGUUGAGGUUUUCGUCCCGAUUCUCCAACAACAGCACAAGUCGAUGCUGAUGCAAAAGUUCGAAAUGGACAAGGAGGACAAGCUUUUCUUGUUCCGCUGUUUGAUUCGUCUUCUUUCUGUGAGAGUCAGCGACAUGCGGCGGCCUCUAUGCGAUUUGGUCAGUUUUAUGAGCAGUUUUCAUGUAUUUCCAGCCUUUUAGUUGGUGAGCGAAUUGGGUUUCCAUUGGUCUCCGUUGACGGAAAGCCCCGGCCGAGAAGUCGCCCUAUUCUCUUAUUUGGGACCUUUUUUCAACUACGGCAUUCCGGCAGAUCUCACUAGGGUUCACUCUCAAUUUUUUACAAUUUUUCUAUUUUCCGUUUCAGAACGCAGCAACUUUCUUCAAAUGCUUCGGCAGCGAAUAUCCCAAAAAAAGCGAAGCCGAUAUGGUGUUCAAUGGAAUCAGAACCAGAUUACAUAACAUCCAAGUUUUUUUAAAUAUCUGAUUUGCGAAAAUUGCAAUAAUGAAGGACUACCUUCAUACAAUACUCCAUCAACUGGUAUUGAACGGUCCGACAAGAAAAGAAACGCUCAGUUGGAUCGAGAAUCUUCUGAAUUCCAACAAGAAACGUGUUCAGAUGAGGGUGGGAGACCAAGAAUUUAGUGGACGAAAGAAAGCUUUUGCAGGCGGAUUUCACCAAAUUAGCUCCAAAUGCCUUUUUUUACAACCUUCAAUGUACCUUGUUCGCUUUGUCAAACAAGAUUACACUCGAUAAGGUUUUUUCGAAAUAAAGAAAAUAUGUAGAUUGUUUUUCUAGGUGAAUCCGAACUACCCAUUCCAGUCAAACUCGAAAGUGGAUAUUUCCGAAGUAACUCGGCUCAAAAUGGAUCUUCAACAGGCAAAGGAGUUCUCUGAAAGUCUUCGUCAGUUUUAUUUUAUCAAUGCAUCUCUUUAUAUAAUGUUAUUCCGAUUGAGAAAUGCAGCUUUUUUCAAGUUUCUACAAGUAAAAGCGAAAAAAAAAAGUUUGAAAUGUGUCUCAAAAAAGUUUCCUCAAAGAAUGAGCUGUUCGGGAAUUUCUCAGUUUUAUUCGAAAAAUUUCGAUCCUUUGUCUCAAAAGAAAUUACAAUCUGACUUUGCACAUUUUCCUUAAUUUGCUCAAAUCUUUAAUUAUUUUUUAAGUUCAGUAGUGAGAUUUCUUUGAUCUUUGGAACAAAUAAAGAUAAGUUUUCCCAAAGUUUUCUGAGCGAAUUUUGAACUUCGUUACCACAACGAAACUUUAAUCUUCUUUAAAAGUUUUUUCACAAAACCGAAGGUUGGAAGAAACCAAUGUGUUCCUGAAAAACUUGAUGGAUCUCUAUGAAAUCCAAAGAAAGGUUUCUGUAUGUUUCAACGAUUCCAGCUGCGGUAGAAGAGGAAAAGUUCACGACAGAGUGUUUCUUCAUGACUGCGCACGGUCAACAUCUUGUUCUGCAGCCAAUGUUGGAGCAAGCGCGCUCCCUCAAGAACCAAAUGUACGAAGGCCGAGAGCGACUGCAGGUUUCCCGCAAAUCGUGCCUCUAUUUCUUUUUUUUUUCAGCGUAUCGAACAAGAAGUUAGAGAUCUUCCCAACAAUGCGAUGGCACAAGCAAACAUGCAGCAGUUGCAGAACGAACUCAACCAGCGCAAGAAAUUCCAGGCGGUUUGAAGAAGGAAUUUCCUCAGCUGCCAACUCGACGUUUUUCCAGAAAAUGGUGCAGAUGCAAAUGUCCUACGAAUGCCUUAUCAAGGAUUCGCGAUUCAUCGAAUGUUCUAUGGACUUUACAGCGAAACAAAUGGCUCUCGUUUUCAAUGUUUUGUGCAAAGAGUCGUCAGUUUGUUUUUGUUACGAGUUUUUGAAAAAUGAAGAGGAAUGGCAGUGGGCAUCGGAAUAUUUUCAAUUUUCGACAAUAUGCUUCUCAAAUUGAGUUAAAAGUUUUGUCACACAAUUUGAAAAAAAAAAUUCUAUCCAUGAUUUUUCCAAAUGGUUGGGUGAAUAUUUGAUCGAUGAGCUUGAAGUUCUUGGAAAGGUAGUAUCGAAUGUUCAGCGUUACUGAAAUCACGUCAAGCGGAGGCGCUUCACUGCCAGCCGAGGCUCCGCGUAUGUUCUGCGCUUUCCCCGAGUUCUACAUAGAAGACGUGCUCGAUCUGAUCGUCCACGCCGGCAAGCAUGCUCCAGAAAUCGUCAUGUCUGACCGCUACGAAUGGCCGCUUCAGUUGCUCAUCCUUCUCUGCUCUCCUCAUUACUUCAGCAACCCCUACCUCGCCGCAAAGGUAUCUUCUAUCUCUACGGAUUCCGAUUCAGCCUUUUUGAUCACUUCCUCGAUUUUAUGAAGAGAACUCGAACAAAUGUUUAAUCUGCACUUUUAGGUGGUGGAAGUAUUCUCAAACCUGGCACCCACCUUCAAUAACGUUUCCAUGCUUCUAUGGGAACAAAUGAUACGGACGCCGAUUUGCAGCCAACGGCUCAUGCCCUCUCUCAUCAAGUACUACAGCGACUGUGAAAAUACUGAUUUUUAUGAGAAGUUCAAAGUUCGGCGUAAUAUCCAGGUGCUUCCAUGCUACCUUGGAACUCUGCUUAUAUUUUUGAGCUUUAGGUUUGCUUUGACUGUCUCCGACAGGACGGGAUUUAUCACAGACAUCUGAUCGACCUCGCCAGGUUCUUUUGGCGACUUUUGAUUAAUGACUUAAGAUAAAUUGAAGGGAAUGUGGACCCGAGUUCAUAAGAUUCAUCAACAUGGUGAUCAACGACGCUACUUUUCUGAUCGACGAGAGUCUUUCCGGCCUGAAGAGGAUCCACGACAUCGAGAAGCUGCAGGAGCGCGCCGAAGUGUGGGCGGCGCUUUCCGACGAGGAGCGAGAUCAGAAGCAGGGCGCCAUGGACGAGGCCAAAAGAAAUGUUCGUUUUCUCAGAAAUAACACCUAUCUAAAAAGUGCUAUCUAAAAAAAACUUUCGAAGUUUGCAGUAAGAUUAUUUUGAAGCUUAUUUUAACAAGCUUGCUCUCAGAGGAAACUUUGGCGGUUGAAGGGAAUAUUUAAAUUAGGAUUGACUGCCCAAAACCUAAUAAUAAAGUUAUUAACUGGAAAUUGAUGUUUCAAAACUUGAUCUAUUUUUACGCCUAUUUCUAGCAAAUAUGAUAAUAGAAACUAAUAAUUCUAAGAUCGGCGAAGAAAAAACUUGAUAUUUCUACUUGAAAAAGUUGAAUUAGGUGCGUUCGUGGCUUUCCUACAGCAUCGGAACCCUGAGCCUCUUGGAGUUUCUGACGACAGACGCUCCCCAGCCUUUUGAGACGAUUUUGGGAGAAAGACUGGCCGCCAUGCUCAAUCACAACAUCAAGCAGUUGUGCGGCAAGAAAUGCAUCGAAUUGAAGGUUUGCUUUUUCUUUGACUUUUUCCUAGAAGAUUAUCUUCAGGUCAAAGAUCCCGUCCCUAGAUAUCAAUGGGAUCCUAGAAAAUUCACCGCAAUGCUUCUGAGUAUUUAUCUAAAUUUGGCAUCGGACAAGUUCGCACAGUUCAUUGCGUACGACGAGCGUUCCUACACUCCAGAAAUGAUGAAAGAAGUCUUGUCCUGCAUUCGGAAUCACAACCUCGUCGUACCAAGCCAAUAUGAGCGGUCCUCGAUUUUGAAUCAGCUCUUUUACUCAUUUUUUAUUUUUCAGCUUCUAUUCUUUGUCCGAACUUGUUGAGAAAAAAUACCAAAGCAAAGCACAGAUGGAAAUGGAAUUGGACGACGCGCCGGAAGAGUUCAAAGGUUUUUUUGUUGUUGAUCGAAGCCUCGUAGAUUUUGUAACUACUCAGUCAUAAAUUUCAUUCUUCAGUGAAAAAUGACUUCCAUUUUCACUUAUGAAUGAGCUACUAAUUUUUUUGAUCAUAAUAUCGAGACCAAAAUUAUCAGAUCGAUCUAUUUCAGAAUUCCAGUGUUGUUUUAUAGCAUAUUUUCCACGAAACAAUCUGACCUGCCUGCGUUCCUUAUUCCUUUAUUAACAUCGAUGUCAUAGAAACAGGAAACCUUUACAGCUAAGGACUAGAGAGUCGUAGAGUGAAAAUAGAUAACAGUUGGGCUAGACGGAUCCAAACCGCGGCGAAAGAUAAUGAUAGCUUGAGAACCGCCAGUUUUCAAAGACUGACUGAACUUGAAAAAUAGUUUUGGUCAAAAAACGACUUUUGUGAGGGAAGUACUGUAGAGUGAGACUUGGUUUUCAGAUCCGGUGAUGGACACGAUAAUGGAGGACCCAGUCCUUCUGCCGUCGGGACACGUCAUGGACCGCAAAAUAAUCGAGCGACAUUUGCUUACGACGCCCAACAAUCCGUUCAAUCGCGCCCCAUUGAACGUUUCUGACCUCGUGCCACGUUUAUUUUCGCUUUUUCUUCUCAACCUCGACAAUAUGUUUCAGAGCCAGAAUUGCUACAAAGAAUCAAGGAUUGGAUCGCCGCAAAGAAAGCCGCCGCUUCUUCCAGUUGA
Caenorhabditis auriculariae is the source of this 9280-nucleotide messenger RNA. NCBI's taxonomy places the organism in Eukaryota, Metazoa, Nematoda, Chromadorea, Rhabditida, Rhabditidae. The record is from the annotation of a GenBank genome assembly.